Messenger RNA from Musca vetustissima, 1491 nucleotides. RefSeq names its product putative inorganic phosphate cotransporter. The transcript has 4 exons. Gene Ontology annotation, cellular component: plasma membrane. Gene Ontology annotation, molecular function: transmembrane transporter activity. Bases 1 to 1491 code for a protein of 496 amino acids. Lineage: Eukaryota; Metazoa; Arthropoda; Insecta; Diptera; Muscidae. The record is from RefSeq and is a predicted model, not a curated record. Gene Ontology annotation, biological process: monoatomic anion transport; transmembrane transport.
AUGCCUGUUAAUAUUAACAAAGGUUCCAUGCUUGGAAUGCGACAUGUCCAGAGUGUUCUGCUUUUCUUUAAUGUCACUUCGAUUUAUUGCAGCCGUUUAAAUAUUGGCGUCGCUGUGGUUGCCAUGACCAAUGCGGCAACAGCUAAUCCUGAUUUUCCUGAAUUCAAUUGGAGUGAAAAGGAAAUUUCCUACGUAAUAUCAAGUUUCUUUUGGGGUUAUGUCUGCACACAAUUUCCUGGUGGAUUUUUGUGCAAGAAAUUUGGAGCGAAAUUGGUAAUGAUUGUUGCCACCAGUAUUUCCGCAUUAUUAAGUGCCGCAACACCAUGGUGUGUGGGUUGGGGAAGUUGGCGUAUUUUAUGUGUUAUACGAAUCGUACAAGGUCUGGCACAGGGUGUAAUAUUUCCCUGUGUUUAUGAACACUUGGCCAAAUGGGUGCCAUUAAAGGAACGUAAUCGUUUGGGUGCAUUCGCCUUAUCGGGAUCUGAUUGCGGCACCAUAUUGGCAAUGUCUCUAAGUGGUAUUAUAGCCAAAGGCGCAUGGGGUUGGCCCGGUAUCUAUUACAUCUCGGCUGGUAUAUGUUUUUCAUGGUGUAUAUUUUGGUUAAUAUUUGGUGAAAAUAAUCCAGAUGACUCGAAAUUUAUUGGCACCAAAGAGAAAAGUUACAUAGCCUCCGAAAUGGCGCUCAGUGAUGAUUUCCAUAAAAAGAAAAUAGCAUUCCCCUGGAAUGCGGUUUUACGAUCAACACCCUUUUAUGUUCUUAUUUUGGCAAGAUCAUGUCAAAAUUGGGGUUUAUCCACCAUACAUGCUCAAAUACCAUCAUAUCUUAGUGGAGUGCUAAAUAUGGAAAUUAAAUCGAAUGGUCUGUAUUCAUCAUUACCCUUUAUAGCUAUGUGGAUAAUGAGUUAUGUCUACCUGUCACUGGCGGAUAUAUUGCAGAAUAAAACCAAUAUAAGUUUAACAACAUUACGUAGACUUUUCAAUAGUUUAGGCAGUUGGUUGCCAGCACUGGGAUUGGUGAUAAUUGGAUUUUUAGAUGAACGCCACAAAACCCUUGCAAUAAUUCUAAUGACUUUGAUUGUGGCCCUGAAUAGUGGCAACAUUAUUGGUAGUGCCUUAAAUAUGAUUGAUUUGGCGCCCAAUCAUGCUGGUUUCAUGAUGUCCCUGGUAAAUGCUGUCUCCAAUGUAACACCAUUUAUAUCACCACUCGUUGUGGGUGUUGUGGUUACAGAUGUGACUAAUCGUACUCUGUGGCAAAUUGUUUUCAUUAUUGCCGCUGCCGUUCUCUUCUUUGGCAAUUUGUUUUAUAUUCUCUUCGGUUCUGCGGAAACACAACCAUGGAAUGCUGUCGAUUUUCUCGAGAAGGAGGCUGGAAGGAGGAAGACUAUUCAUGGAUAUGAUAAUAAUAUUGAAAUAUUACAAAUAAAAGUUAAAUGCUUUGAAUCAAAUGACGGAAAUUUGAAGUCUGAAAAUAAUAAUGUACAGAGAAUAUAA